Molecule: messenger RNA, 1236 nt
Organism: Phytomonas sp. EM1
Lineage: Eukaryota; Euglenozoa; Kinetoplastea; Trypanosomatida; Trypanosomatidae
Source: the annotation of a GenBank genome assembly
AUGACAAGUGAUAGUGAAGGGUAUCAGGGAAUCGGUCUCAACAGAUACACUCUCACCAAGCAAAUCGUAGUACUCACAGUACUGCUAGUUUAUUUUAAAAUUCGCUUGCUUUUCUCGAUGCCAGGUAUCGACUAUUCAAAAUGGGAUCACAUUGAGGUGAGCACGUCUUCAAGCCUCAGCGACGACGGCGGCUCUCACGGCCCUGAAGAAGCACACCAUGGUGAUUUUCAGAGGGAUGUCUGUGUGGAAAGCGAAUCUGGUGAAUCUUACGCUGGUAGUGGUAGAGAUCGUCGACCACGGGUCGUGAAGCUUUCAGGGCCGUCUCGUGUGAUGAUCGGCCCAGGUGGGAUGCAGCUUUCGGCAGGAGCUGAAGGCUACCCAUCUGCAACGGCGUCGCCUUUUCGAAACGAACUGUCGACGUGCGCAAAGCAGCUUGAGGGAGAGGGUGAUGAUGCGAAGCGGCUGGGAUCCUCCAACCGGAAUGUCGAGCUCGCUUUACAUCCCGCUAACGCACCCAUCUCCUGCGAGGUGGAAAAAGGGAAGGAAUCUGGGGGCGAUGACGACGAACACGAGGAGAUUCUGUAUCGAAAUCUUAUCUUAAAUGGGGGGCGGGAAGGAAACUCUCACCUGUGGGCUCAAACAAGCGAUACUUUCACGGUGAGCUUUAUUGUUCCCAUGGAUAUGCGGGGCAGGGAUGUCAGAAGCGUUCGCAUCUACAACGAGGAGGUGUCGGAGGAAGGGAAGGUGAGCAAGCAAAAUGGACUCCCAACAGCGCCGACAGCGAAGCAUUCGCGUAUCCGUAUUUUGUUUGCAUCAGCCUACCCCCUUCGCGAGGCAUUCCCAUCGAUAGCCGACCCCCAAGCGAGCUCCUCAGACUAUCUCAUGGAGCUUUGCAAGACUUUUCGCUAUGGCGUUAAAACCGACGAAGAUCUUUUGGAGGGGUGCUGGGAACUUAUCACGUUACACAGGCGUGCGCUGCGGCUCCUGGUGGUUCACCUCUUUAAAGAACCUAUCGGAAUGGGCAUUACGCUGUGGUGGGAUCGCUGUUUCGUUUCAGAUGUUGCGUCGGUGGUAGAUACGCGAGCCCUUGAGAGCCGUCGCGACUUGCCUUACUCCACAGCCGCAUCAUCAGCCAGAAAAAACGAAAAAGGGGAGUCCUUUCAGGAGGCUUGGAGAAAGGCUCACGAAAUGUUUCACUGCAAGAUGAAGCUGCUUGGAAAGGGGGAAUCUGUAUAA